AUGGCCAUACCAAACAUGCAACAACCAUUCUACCCACCACAAGGAUUCCAGCACCCGUAUCAGCAACAAGCCCAAGCACAAGCCCAAGCCCAAGCCCAAGCAUACGCACAAGCACAAGCGCAGCAACAGCAAUCUUCCCCACCUCCAUUCGCAACCCCACCACCAUCCAAAGACUCCAAAUACCCCCGCUUCGUCAACCCCUUCCAAGACGAGAAGCCGCAAGGGUCUUACGGCAAGAAGACGGUUGCAAGAGAUGAGGAGGAGUUGGUGAGGUAG
Alternaria conjuncta is the source of this 276-nucleotide messenger RNA. RefSeq lists its product as uncharacterized. Bases 1 to 276 code for a protein of 91 amino acids. The record is from RefSeq and is a predicted model, not a curated record. NCBI's taxonomy places the organism in Eukaryota, Fungi, Ascomycota, Dothideomycetes, Pleosporales, Pleosporaceae. The transcript has 2 exons.